Ctenopharyngodon idella (grass carp) is the source of this 1193-nucleotide messenger RNA. RefSeq names its product dynein light chain Tctex-type 3 (gene dynlt3). Gene Ontology annotation, cellular component: kinetochore; cytoplasmic dynein complex; cytoplasm. Bases 138 to 485 code for a protein of 115 amino acids. Gene Ontology annotation, molecular function: dynein intermediate chain binding. The transcript is spliced from 5 exons. Gene Ontology annotation, biological process: microtubule-based movement. Lineage: Eukaryota; Metazoa; Chordata; Actinopteri; Cypriniformes; Xenocyprididae. The record is from RefSeq and is a predicted model, not a curated record.
GUCGGUGGUGCGCCAGUAGGUGGCAGCACUCAAUCGUUAUUGUGUUGCCAACAUCAGUCUUGGUUGUCAGUGAGAGAAAAGCUACAGUCAUCUGAACUGAGUUUGUCGUCCAGAUUUUUGGUUUUCAAACUGAAAAUAUGGAGGAGUAUCAUUCUGGAGAUGAAGUGUCUUUCAACUCAGAUGAAGCAAGUAAUGUUGUCAAGGAGUGCAUUGAGGGUAUUAUUGGAGGCGUGGACUACAGCCAGAACAAAGUGAACCAGUGGACAGCCAGCAUAGUUGAACACAGUCUCACUCAGUUAGUGAAACAGGGGAAACCGUUCAAGUACAUUGUCAACUGUGCUGUGAUGCAGAAAAGCGGCGCAGGUCUUCACACAGCCAACUCUUGUUACUGGGACACUACCACUGACGGAAGCUGCACAGUGAGGUGGGAGAACCGCACCAUGUAUUGCGUUGUCAGUGUGUUUGCAGUGGCUAUUGCGCUAUGAGCAGGAACCAGGGCUGAGAUGCGACACGCACAGGCACAGACCAGGAAAACCACCUUCGCUUUGACCAUCAUGUCUGUUAUGAAGCCUUCAACACACCGGCUAAGACUUAAACCAUGCUCAAUGUGUCUGUUUUACCUAAUCUGCAAAGUUUAGACUGUAUUGCAAGUGCUUGUCUACCACAUUGUAUGUGUAUUUGCCAUUUUUUUUUUUUUUUUUUUUUUUGGACUUGCAAAGGUUACAUGCACCUUUGCUCUGUAUAGAAUAUGUUGUUUAAUUAUUAAAGUUGUCUGCUUUGGGUUUAAUAAUCCAGUGUUAAGAAAAUGAAUAUAUCAAGAUGUUUGUCUUCUUUGAGUAUUUGUACCCAAAGACAUUUUCCAUAUCCACAUUUAAACUAUGAUAGAACUUCAUAAAAAAUAUUAGGGGAAGUUUACAACAAUGCAAGGAUGUCACUUCAUGUCGCAAUACCUGUUUGAUGUUAUUUCUGGGAACUAAAGCAGAGUUUUUCCCUUUCUUUAAAGUUUGAAAUCAACAAGCACACAAUGAUUUUGCUGAAAGAGUUAUAGAUUAAGUAGAUUAAAUUUUUAUACACAAGUCCAUCUAUAAAUCCCACACAGAAUUGUUGUACAAUGUUAAAAACGGAAACCCACUAUCUAUACAAAUUAAUAUGAAUGAAAAGGACUGAAAUUAAAAAAGUUUUUUUGAAAUCAA